Molecule: messenger RNA, 612 nt
Organism: Botrytis sinoallii
Lineage: Eukaryota; Fungi; Ascomycota; Leotiomycetes; Helotiales; Sclerotiniaceae
Exons: 3
Coding region: 1-612 (203 amino acids)
Source: RefSeq, a predicted model, not a curated record
AUGGGUAAUAAUAAAAAUGAAAACCCUUCAAGAUCGGAACAGGGCUCUAAAGUUGUUGUUGGAUAUACAAGAAAGAGGGUCGGAUCUUCAACAUUCAAGAAUGAUGCAAGAGAUGAUAAUAGAAGUAAAAUGGAAAUUGAAAUAGGUAGUAGAAGAAGUGAUGGUGGAAGUCGGAGGGGAGGUGAAGGAGAUGGUGGAAGAAAUAGUAGAACACUUUUAGAGUUAGAGAAUGGUGAGACAUCUUCACAACCAGGGAAAUAUGAUGGUGGAAGAGAUGAUAAAAGUCGGAAGAGAGGUGAUAGAAAAGGCUCAUCGAACAAUGGAGAAAAAGACAACGACGAAAUUACGCCAGUCUCAAAUCGACAUGACGACGGUGGACACAAUAAAGAUCAAGCCCAACUACAUGAAGGCAUUCCGGAAGACCCCAACGAUUUAAGUGAUCACCCAGAAGAUUAUGAAGAAGAAUCUAGGACGAGAGACCAAAAAAUCAGGACCGGGUGGAAAGAUUUAGCGAGCUUUGUAAAGACCCUAACAAAAUCAAAUCGCUUCCCCGAGGCGAUGGAACACAUGAACAAGGAUUUGCAGAGAAAGGGAGAGCUAAGUCGAGCAUAA